AUGACGCGUGUUAACCGACCCACAGUGCCUCCGCUAGUCGAGCGGACCAACGCAUUAAGCAUUGGAGAAUUCAUCACCAAAUACAUGCCUCCUGCCACAGCAGGUGAUCAAACUCCAGAGAAUGCACCAGGUCAAGCUCCUCCAGGCUCAGGGCAGACAGAGCAGAUUAUAUCAACUGAAACGCCAUUGGACGUGUACUCCGCGGCAAGCAUCUCCCCUGAUGACCUAGAAGCCUGUCUAGACCUCAUCGAGCAGACAUCAGGCGAAGCCUACCGCGCCUCCAGCGGUGGCUGGUCCCGCCGCAAAAAGCGCAAGGAGAUGAAACUUCCCGAUAUGAAAUAUUUGAUUCUGCGGGGUGAUUCAAAUGACGAGGGGAAAGUAGAGGAUGCUACCGAUACACCCAAAGAGCGUGAGGAAACGGGACCGGUUCCUACGCCUCGGAAUCAAAACGUGCUUGGUUUCUUAUCGUUUAUGGUUACUUACGAAGAUGGCAAGGAAGUGGUCUACUGCUACGAGAUCCACCUUUCGCCGAGGGCCCGGGGGCGGGGCGUCGGGUCCGUUCUUAUGAAGCGCAUGGAGGAGAUCGGCCGGGCUGUCGGCUUGGAGAAGGCUAUGUUGACUGUUUUCAAGUCGAAUGUGCUGGCUUGUCGGUUUUAUGAGAGGCUUGGGUAUGAGAUUGAUGAGUACUCGCCCCGACCGCGGAGGUUGCGGAAUGGGACUGUUAAAGAUGUUGAUUAUAUGAUUCUGUCUAAGCGCUUGAGGGUAUGA
Messenger RNA from Penicillium arizonense, 768 nucleotides. RefSeq names its product N-terminal L-serine N(alpha)-acetyltransferase NAT4. The record is from RefSeq and is a predicted model, not a curated record. Lineage: Eukaryota; Fungi; Ascomycota; Eurotiomycetes; Eurotiales; Aspergillaceae. The transcript has a single exon. Gene Ontology annotation, molecular function: histone H4 acetyltransferase activity; protein N-terminal-serine acetyltransferase activity; histone H2A acetyltransferase activity. Gene Ontology annotation, cellular component: nucleus. The coding region runs from base 1 to 768 and encodes 255 amino acids.